AUGUGAUUUGGGGGAGUUGGGUAGUAAUAAAUUAGUUUAUCUUUUCCUUCAUAUCAUAUCAUUGAGAACACACAACACAAGCCCCUUGAAAAAUGCAAUGACAUAACCAAAUACUACUAGUUGAUCUUGAUCUACAUUCAUUCUACUUGCUCUUCCUUCUCUAUUCUCCCUGAUCUUCAUCUUCCUGAAAACCGUUUGAUUCAAAUCCAAGGGUCCUCAUUCCUCAAGACCCGUUAUAUUCUAUGACUCCUCUGUUGUCUAAGGAAGACACAUAACAAGACAAGCAUCGAUUAAGAUCCUUGCUUUUCCACAAACCCAUCUUCCUUGUCUUCAAAAUUACACAACACCACCAUUCUCUUCUUGCUGCUGCUUGAUUUAUGAUUCAGCUCAAUCACACCCACAAUCCAAGAUUAUCCAUUUAUUAAUUGUUUUUGCUGAGCAAAAAUGGAAUCAAUUAGCAUUGAUAGCACUGUGACUAUGAUGGAAGAAGAUGAGCAUCCUCAUCAGUUUUCUUCAACCUCCAAGCUACAUAACAUUGGUCCUGCCACCACCAGUGUUCAUGACCUUCUUGAAUGCCCCGUUUGCACAAAUUCGAUGUACCCUCCAAUCCAUCAGUGUCACAAUGGACACACCCUUUGUUCAACAUGUAAGACAAGGGUGCACAACCGAUGCCCAACUUGCAGGCAGGAGCUCGGUGAUAUCAGGUGUCUGGCACUGGAGAAGAUAGCAGAGUCACUGGAACUGCCUUGCAGAUACAUCUCUCUUGGGUGUCCAGAGAUAUUUCCCUACUACAGCAAGCUCAAACACGAGGCUGUUUGUAACUUCAGACCGUACAACUGCCCUUAUGCCGGAUCAGACUGCUCUGUUGUUGGUGAUAUUCCAUACCUUGUUGGUCAUUUAAGGGAUGACCACAGGGUUGAUAUGCAUUCUGGAUGCACUUUUAACCAUCGUUAUGUCAAGUCCAAUCCCAUGGAAGUAGAAAAUGCUACAUGGAUGCUAACGGUUUUCCAUUGCUUUGGUCAGUAUUUUUGCCUCCAUUUUGAAGCCUUCCAGCUCGGUACAGCUCCUGUUUACAUGGCAUUCCUUCGGUUCAUGGGAGACGAAAGAGAGGCCCGGAACUACAGCUAUAGCUUGGAGGUUGGAGGCAAUGGACGUAAACUUACUUUUGAGGGGAGUCCAAGAAGCAUUAGAGAUAGCCAUAAGAAAGUGAGAGACAGUCAUGAUGGCCUCAUCAUAUACCGUAACAUGGCACUUUUCUUCUCAGGUGGGGACAGGAAAGAGUUGAAGUUACGAGUAACAGGAAGGAUAUGGAAAGAACAGCAAAACCCUGAAGGUGGAGUUUGCAUGCCCAACCUGUGUAGCUAGGUUGAUGCUUCUUGCUGUAGAUAGUUUUGGAAAAAUCAAAAUGUAUGACUGGUGAAUGGCUCUGAAAAUUAACUCUUGUUUCUAACCAAGAUAUUCUGUCAAAUAUUUGGUCCUAAGUGUGUCAUAUGCAAAAUCCCUUGAGACAGUUUUUAUCAUGCAAUGGAUUUUAUGUUACUUAUGAACAUUUUUCGUGAAGUGUUUCCAUA
Molecule: messenger RNA, 1571 nt
Organism: Lotus japonicus
Lineage: Eukaryota; Viridiplantae; Streptophyta; Magnoliopsida; Fabales; Fabaceae
Product: E3 ubiquitin-protein ligase SINAT3-like
Exons: 3
Coding region: 445-1365 (306 amino acids)
Biological process (GO): ubiquitin-dependent protein catabolic process; multicellular organism development
Cellular component (GO): cytoplasm
Molecular function (GO): ubiquitin protein ligase activity; protein binding; zinc ion binding
Source: RefSeq, a predicted model, not a curated record